This is a messenger RNA of Aspergillus uvarum CBS 121591, 3841 nucleotides long. Its product is annotated as putative cytoskeleton assembly control protein Sla2. Gene Ontology annotation, molecular function: clathrin-cargo adaptor activity; clathrin light chain binding; phosphatidylinositol-3,5-bisphosphate binding. NCBI's taxonomy places the organism in Eukaryota, Fungi, Ascomycota, Eurotiomycetes, Eurotiales, Aspergillaceae. Bases 304 to 3435 code for a protein of 1043 amino acids. Gene Ontology annotation, biological process: endocytosis; clathrin coat assembly; actin filament organization. Gene Ontology annotation, cellular component: actin cortical patch; clathrin-coated vesicle. The transcript has 12 exons. The record is from RefSeq and is a predicted model, not a curated record.
CUCACUCACUCCUCUCACUCCCCUAUCGCUGUCGGUUUAUCUGUCUAUCUGUCUAUCUGUCCCCUCUUUUUCCAAUCCCUUCCUUACGUUCUUUUCCCUUCAGUGCCGGUCGGCUGUCACAUUCUCCUAUCUUUUGAAUCCUUUCUAUCGUCCUCCCCCUUUUCCUCCGUCGAGCGCACCUUUGAUUCCAUUCCACUGAUUGAUUAAGUUGCGCACUCGGGCCCACCGGCUCCCGCCGCACUUCCCCGUCCCCUGAUCCCCUGAUUCUCUACCACCCAAGAGCAAGAGCUCUGCACCGUCAAGAUGAGUCGCACGGAGGCUGAUUUGGCCAUCAACAUUCGCAAAGCUACCAGUAUCGAGGAAACCGCCCCGAAACGGAAACAUGUUCGGAGCUGCAUCGUCUAUACAUGGGACCAUAAAUCCUCUGCGGCCUUCUGGGCUGGGAUGAAGGUCCAGCCGGUUCUUGCCGACGAGGUGCAAACUUUCAAAGCGCUUAUCACGAUCCACAAGGUGCUGCAAGAGGGCCACCCGAUAGUGAUCCGUGAAGCGCAACAACAUGCCAACUGGAUUGACAGCCUCAUGCGAGGUGUCGGGGGUGAGGGUAUUCGAGGAUACGGACCCCUGAUCCGGGAGUAUGUCUACUUCCUCGAGUCGAAGCUUGCCUUCCACCGGAACCACCCCGAGUUCAAUGGCCUCUUCGAGUACGAGGAGUACAUCAGUCUGAAGACGAUCAAUGAUCCUAAUGAGGGCUACGAGACUAUUAGCGACCUCAUGACUCUACAGGACCAGAUCGAUGCCUUCCAGAAACUCAUUUUCUCGCAUUUCCAGUCGGGCACAAACAACGAAUGCCGGAUCUCUGCGUUGGUUCCGCUGGUGCAGGAGAGCUACGGCAUUUACAAGUUCAUUACCAGCAUGCUAAGGGCUAUGCACACAACGACUGGUGACCACGAUGCCUUGGAGCCUCUCCGUGGCCGAUAUGACGCCCAACACUACCGCCUCGUGCGGUUCUAUUACGAAUGCUCCAAUCUGCGGUACCUCACCAGUUUAAUUACUGUUCCCAAGCUGCCGCAGGAUCCCCCCAAUCUCCUGUCAGAAGACGAUGAUCGUCCCGCUCUUCCGAGAAGACCGGCCAAAGAGGCCGAGCCCGAACCCACCCCACCCCCCAAGCCGGUGGCUGCAGAUCCAGAACCCAUCAACGACUUCUGGACCACCGAAGCGAAGCGCCAGCAGGAGGAAUACGAGGCGGAGCAGCGCCGCUUGCAACAACAGUGGGAGGAACAACAGCGCCAACAACUCCUGGCACAGCAGCAGGCGCAGCAGGAUUUUGAGGAACAACAACGCCUCCAGGCGGAGCAACAGCGUCUGGCUCAUGAGCAGUUGUUGCGCGAUCAAUACCAGACUCAAACACAAGGUCGACUCGCUGAGCUUGAACAAGAGAACUUGAAUGCUCGGGCUCAAUAUGAGCGCGAUCAGUUGAUGCUGCAACAGUACGAUCGCAGAGUCAAGGACCUGGAGGAACAGAUGAACCAGUUAACCGCGAACUUGAACCUGCAAAAUGCUUCCAAGGAUGAUCAAAUCCGAUCCUUGCAGGAGCAAGUGAACACCUGGCGGUCCAAGUAUGAGGCUCUAGCUAAGCUUUACUCGCAACUGCGCCAAGAACAUCUGGAUCUGCUGCAGACCACGAAGAGCCUCAAGCUCAAGGCUGCGUCAGCCCAGGAGGCGAUCGAGCGGCGUGAGAAGCUCGAACGUGAGCUCAAGACCAAAAACUUGGAGCUGGCCGACAUGAUUCGCGAGAGAGACCGCGCACUGCAUGACAGAGAUCGUUUGACGGGCAACAACAAGGAGGAGCUAGAGAAACUCAAGCGGGAGCUCCGAAUGGCCCUUGAUCGCGCAGAGAACGCCGAGCGCUCGAAGGGUACCGAGAUCUCCACAUUGUUGUCGAAAUACAACCGUGAGAUGGCCGAUCUGGAGGAGUCUCUCAGGAAAAAAACCCGUGCGCUGGAGGAGUACUCUUCCAGAAACUCGGAACGCGAUGGCGACCACGAGCUCGUUCUUCGCGAAAAGGACGAGGAAAUCGAGGUGUACAAGUCCGGAAUGGAGCAGGCUCUGAUGGAACUCGAAGAGUUGAAACUGAGCCAAGGCGAUGUCGACACAGCUCUUGAUACUCAAAUUGAUCAAGUCUUGCACGGCACAGUGGCCAAGAUCAACGACAUCAUCGAUUCCGUUCUUCAAACUGGUGUUCAGCGGGUCGAUGAUGCUUUGUACGAAGUGGACUCUACUAUGCAGGCUGGUAACCAGAAUGCCUCGCCUCCCUAUGUGCUUUCCCAGAUCGAGAAGGCGUCUGCGUCGGCAACCGAGUUCUCCACUGCCUUUAACAACUUCAUCGCCGAUGGACCUAACAGCACGCACGCGGAGAUCAUCCGUACAGUGUCGAUCUUUUCCGGCUCCAUUGCCGAUGUCCUCAGCAACACGAAGGGACUGACUCGCCUCGCUAAGGACGACAAGAACGCCGAUCAGCUGCUGAACGCCGCCCGUAAGUCUGCACAGGCCACAGUACGGUUCUUCCGGGGCCUGCAGUCGUUCCGACUGGAGGGACUGGAGGCUCUGCAGAAGACCGACGUGGUGAUCAACAACAACCUGGAGGUGCAAAGAGACUUGCAGGCUUUGUCGAAGUUGGUCGACGUGUUCGCGCCCAAGAGCGCGAGAAUCACCACGAAUGGCGACCUCGGCGACCUUGUCGACCAGGAGCUUCUGAAGGCGGCGGAUGCCAUCGAUGCUGCGGCGCAGCGCCUGGCGAAGCUCAAAAAGAAGCCUCGGGAUGGCUACACCACGUAUGAGCUUCGCAUCAACGACGUUAUCCUGGAAGCUGCUAUUGCCGUGACCAGCGCCAUCGCUGAGUUGAUCAAGGCGGCGACCGAGUCGCAGCAGGAGAUCGUCCGCGAGGGCCGUGGUAGCUCGUCGCGCACUGCUUUCUACAAGAAGAACAACCGUUGGACGGAGGGGUUGAUCUCGGCAGCCAAGGCCGUCGCCAACUCGACCAACACUCUGAUCGAGACGGCCGAUGGGGUGAUUUCCGGCCGCAACUCGCCCGAGCAGCUGAUCGUGGCCAGUAACGACGUGGCUGCUAGCACGGCUCAGCUGGUGGCGGCCAGCCGUGUCAAAGCUAGCUUCAUGAGCAAGACCCAAGACCGCCUGGAGAGCGCUAGCAAGGCCGUUGGCGCCGCGUGCCGGGCUUUGGUGCGGCAGGUGCAGAGUAUUAUCAAGGAGAAGAACCAGGAGGACAACGAAGCGGUCGACUACAGCAAGCUCGGCUCCCAUGAGUUCAAGGUGCGGGAGAUGGAGCAACAGGUCGAAAUUCUGCAGCUGGAGAACAGUCUUGCUCGCGCCCGCCAACGCCUGGGAGAGAUGCGCAAGAUCUCCUACCAGGAAGAGUAAUUGCGCGGGAUUGAUUGAUGUGACUGAGAAGUGGGUGGUUUUUGUGUAUUGCAAUGGUUGUCAGCGCCGUUGUACCUAUUAUUUCGUCGGUUCCAAUGACCGACCCAGGGCCCUUCUCUUGAUUCUCUUUACUUUCUUGUCAUCGCCCUUCCUUCCCAUUUCCCUUUUCCCGUUAUUGGCAGUCGUGCAUGGCAUUGGUUUUGCACUGUUGUUAUUUAUUCUAUCUGCAGCCAAUACACCUCUCCCGGUCGCUUUCAGUUCGUUGGAUAUACCACGAGUCCGCCCUUGCGCUCUUUCUCUCACUAAAUUACUCGAUAGCAUCCUUGUCCAGGUUUGAGCCACGUUGUAAAUUGUACCAAGGCAUGACCAGUUGCGCGCUGCCUUACAUAUAUUAUGGCCACUCGAG